AUGCAACUGGAUCCGGAUCUAGAUGGUACAAUGGAAAAGAUUAUGAAACUGCGAGCAGAACUCAGCGCUACGGCUGGUCCAUCAGUCGAUCUUUCCAAAAAGGGAGCGCUCCUGGAGCUCACACCGCCGACAAAGACACUUCUGAUGCGGUGGCAGGACAAGGACACAUCAUUUGACUCACAACUAUGUGAGCUAUUUGGAGUAUCGAUGGUAAGAAUCAAAGAAGCCGACGAGGACCGCAUCACUCUAAUCGAAAGCGAUGGACUAUUUUGUGAAAGAUGUCGCAAGAUGAACAGGCAGCGCACUGAGAAGCAUUGCGUUAGAUGUAGUGCUGCCUUGGAGGGCGCUUUAUGA
Messenger RNA from Cooperia oncophora, 354 nucleotides. NCBI's taxonomy places the organism in Eukaryota, Metazoa, Nematoda, Chromadorea, Rhabditida, Trichostrongylidae. The record is from the annotation of a GenBank genome assembly.